Messenger RNA from Ramularia collo-cygni, 1719 nucleotides. RefSeq names its product related to protein kinase chk1. NCBI's taxonomy places the organism in Eukaryota, Fungi, Ascomycota, Dothideomycetes, Mycosphaerellales, Mycosphaerellaceae. The transcript is spliced from 2 exons. The coding region runs from base 1 to 1719 and encodes 572 amino acids. Gene Ontology annotation, molecular function: ATP binding; protein kinase activity. The record is from RefSeq and is a predicted model, not a curated record. Gene Ontology annotation, cellular component: nucleus; site of double-strand break; cytoplasm. Gene Ontology annotation, biological process: protein phosphorylation; mitotic G2 DNA damage checkpoint signaling.
AUGGGAGGGCCACCGUCAGAUUCGCAGUCCGUUCCUCUGCCCAUAGAUCUCCCCUUCCGUAUCAUAUCCAAGACGAUCGGUUGUGGCGCAUAUGCCUCGAUUCGUAAAGCGGUACCCCAAACCAAGUCGUCGCCGGUGAUUGCCAUCAAGUUCAUCAACAAAGAGCACGCAUUUCGCGCCGGCAAGCUACGUCCCAAGCAACUCGAGCUCGAGCUUUCGCUGCACGCACAUGUGUGCCCUCAUCAGAACAUCAUUCGUUACAUCAGUAACGGCAGUGAUGCAGCGUGGGUGUGGAUGGCAUUGGAGCUGGCAGAGGGCGGCGACCUCUUCGACAAGAUCGAGGCCGACGCCGGCGUAGGCGAGGACGUUGCACACUUCUACUUUGCACAACUGAUCAGCGCGAUCAGCUGGUGCCAUGGCAAAGGUGUGGCGCAUCGCGAUAUCAAGCCAGAGAACAUGCUGCUAAGCGGCGAGGGUGAUCUCAAGCUGGCCGACUUUGGCCUGGCCACCAUGUUCCAUGAGCCUCGGACGGGAAAACGCAAGACGUGCGGUAUGGUGUGCGGCAGUCCGCCCUACAUUGCUCCCGAGAUUCUGGACGUCGGUCAAGCGAACCAAAAGCGCAAACAKGGCGAGGGGAAGGUGGGCUACGAUCCCCAGAUUGCGGAUGUUUGGAGCUGUGCUAUCGUUCUGUUCGUGCUGCUCGUUGGCAACACACCAUGGGAUGCGCCGGUCAUGGCCGACAGCUACGAGUAUCACGAAUACGUCACAACCAAAGGCCACCCCGCGGACGAGCUCUGGGAGAGGGUACCCUCGGCAGCGUUGAGCUUACUGCGCGGCAUGCUGAACAUUGAUCACGCCGAGCGCUUCACCUUUGACAGCGUACGCAAGCACCUCUGGUACACACGACCAAAUGAUCAUCUCAACGCCAAAGGCAAGGCCGCAAACCCGGUCGGCUUGGCCACGCAAAUGCUAGAGAGCCUGCGGAUCGACUUUAGCGCACCGGUGCAGUCGUCACAGCGCGAACGUAGCGAUCCAUUUCGCGGCCAUUCACAGGGCGAUCCAAUGGAUGUCGACAGUAGCGCUUCCCAGCAGCCUGGCCAGGCAAACUUAGCAGCCACUCAGCCGGAAACACCCACUGCUGAUGCACCCUUCGAUUGGGAGGCACCGCCGCGGCUGGGUGUCAGCGCUUCCCAGCCACAAACUGAUCAGAACUGUCCGGCGCCUGCGUCAACACGCAACAUCAAUAACAUUCACGACCUCUUUUCGGAGGAUCCCUCCAUGUCUCAAUUUUCUGCCACGCCAUCCGUCCCGCUCACCUUGACCCAGGUCGCUAGACAAUUCAAGGACAUCGUGCCCUCGCAUUCGUUGGCGCGAUUCCUCUCGAUGCUGACAUUUGCGCAGCUGUUACCAAUGCUGCUGACUGCCAUGCAUCGCUUGAACAUACCCGUCGCGGAGCCACCCACGAGUGCCUUGGAGGGAAAGGACCCGGUCGUAUCCCUGCGUGUCAAGACUUUGGAUUCUCGUCAACAACCUUUGCAGGGCCAUGUUUUGGUCGAGCGGAUCCCCGUUCCUGGCCAAGUCAAUUUGGACGUGCUGGAAGUGCGUUUUGUCAAAGCCAAGGGCGAUCCGGUGGGCUGGCGACGCCUAUUCAAGCAGAUUGCUGUGCUUUGCAAGGACGGUAUCAUCGUUCCUCCCGGCCAGAGUCAGCAAUCCCAAUGA